GGCGCUAGGCUAGCAGCAGCAUCGGAGCACUCCGUCAUAAAACUAAAUAGUUAAUCUUGUUUAACUAGACUAGUCAACUAGGAGACUUCUUGUCUCCCGUAACAACUAGAUAGACUACUCAACGUUAGGUGUCUGCUUUACAUCCACUAAUGGACACGGAAGACGCAGAAAAGGAGACCCUGGCAGAGGAGUUGAGUGAGCAAGUUAACACCACCGACACGUCCAGCAUCCCUCAACCCCACCCAGAGUCUGCAGAAGGGAGCAGUGCCAGGGAACAUCUAGCUCAAAUGGGCAUGAGUCCUGGAUAUUACACUGUAGUAUUGAAUCGACUGAAGCUUGAUGAUGAUGAUGAUGAUGAUGAUGAUGAUGAUGGAGAGAAAGAGGAAAAGGCAAAAAAAGAAGAUGGAGAAAAAGACGAAAUCCGUAAAGCUGGAAAGCAUGCAGCUUCUCGAAUCCCCACAUUCCAAAGCUCGGUGGCCCGAAAGCGACCCACAGGCCCAGGUCCGGAGUCAUCCAUGCCACCUCCAGCCUCCAGCCUUCCAGUCCAGGCUAGGGGCAAGGGAAGUGGCAGUGGAAGUUCAUCCAGGGUGAAAGGGCACGGUACCCGCGAGACUGCUCUGCCUCUUCCUUUGGCACGACUGCCCAUCGGCAGCACUGAUGCCCUGCCACACACAGGCACCAUCCCCUUGGAUGUUCCCCUCCCUUCCCAUAAAAGGAGUCACUCCCCCAGUCACAUGACAGCUGGCCAGUCUAUUGCUAGUGUGUCCGACCCUGAAGAAAGUCAUCCCAUCGUCAUUUCUAUCCGUCCAGCCCUGAGAAUGGAAGCAGGAGCCCAUGACCCUAAUCUGUCAGAAGCUGCUGAAAACCACACCAUUCAGACUGACAUUAGUGUUACCCCCCGACAAAAUGAACAGGUGGAGGAAGAGGAGACAGGGCUGGAGACCCAAGAGGAGACAGGGACAGAUUCCAGCACCGUAGCAUUUCUUGAGGAGCAGAUAUCAACAGAAGAGAGGGGACCGAAGGCUGAAGUUUCAGAGGAGGUGGAGUCUGGGGAGGAGAUGGUGCAUCCUGUGGUAGAAAUUGAGGAAAUGGGAGAGCACAAUAAAGAGUCCAUGUUUGAGUCUGAUGUAAAAGAAGACGAGUCUAAGCCAAAGUUCAGGGGAGCAGAUGCAAAAUUCUUGGGCCUGAAGGAUGGGGAGAAGGAGACUAAGGAACCCCUGGGUGAAUCUGGCUAUGACAAGACAGUUUUCAGUUCCAGAGUAGUUGCUGAUGGAGGAGAUGCUGGGGUGAAAUCUACUAGAGACAAAGUGGCAUAUGAGAAACCGUCAAGGAGAAGACAGGUCUUGAAGUCAGAGGUUGGGAAAGCCACAGUCCUCUCAGACCAACCUGCACAUCUGAGCUUGGCAAAGACUCAACCACCAGUAAAGAGUGGGUGGCGGUGCUGUCCCUUCUUCUUCCUCCUCUCCAUGCUGCUCCUCGUGGGUGGGUGUGGACUGCACCUCUGGUGCUAUGGGACCCCUGCAUCUGUGUCAGACUUGCUGGAGCAGUUGGAGUUGAGCAGUCUGGAGGGCCUGUGGGGAGCUCGGGAGCCAUGCACCUCAGAUUGCAGCUUUGCCUUAGUGGAAAGUCUUCCUGAGGGGCUGGAAUUCCCAACUGGGUCUCCCAUACUGCCCCCAAUCUCUCAGACUUGGGCCCAGAUGCUGAACCAAGCCAACAGCACUGUCAGCAUCGCAGCCUUUUACCUCACCCUCCGAGCCUCAGACCUGAACCUGACAGAGAAGAGUGCCCUGCAGGGUGAACAAAUAUUUGACCAACUGAUGAAACUUGAAUCCAGAGGGGUUAAACUUCAGAUUGCUGUUAAUGGCCCUGAGUCCUGCCCCCAAGAUACCAAAGAACUUAACGCAACAGGUGCGGAAGUACGGAGAGUGAACCUUCAGUUUCUGACCGGGGGCAUCAUUCACACCAAAUUGUGGGUGGUAGACAAUAAGCAUGUCUAUUUAGGAAGUGCCAACAUGGACUGGCGUUCCCUCACACAGGUGAAAGAGUUGGGGGUAUCGGUGGGAAACUGCAGCUGCUUGGCACAGGAUCUGUCCCGGGUUUUUGGGGUGUACUGGUACGUAGGCUCUCAGGAACGGGGUUCCCUGCCCCUUUACUGGCCCGCCAGAUACUCUGCUCUCUCCAGCUCAGACCGACCCCUGCAUGUGAAGCUCAACAACGUCCCUGCACGUGUUUACCUGUCUAGCGCUCCUCCUCAGUUGUCGGCGCAAGGACGCACAGAUGAUCUUUCCGCCAUCCUGUCUGUCAUCUCUGACGCACAGAAAUUCAUAUUCAUCUCUGUCAUGGACUACCUCCCCUUCUCUGAGUUUACAAACCCACCCAGGUUCUGGCCUGCAAUAGACUCUGCCCUAAGAGCGGCAGCGUGUGCUAGGGGAGUUGAAGUGAACAUGUUGGUCAGUUGCUGGCCACAUUCCUCAAGAUCCAUGUUCAUCUUCCUGCAGUCCCUUCUCAUACUCAACCAGCCUCCCCUGAGCUGCAACAUUGGAGUGAAAGUGUUUGAAGUGACCUCCACUGAGGAGCAGAAGCAGAUUCCCUUUGCAAGAGUUAACCAUGCCAAGUACAUGGUGACGGACAGAGCUGCCUACAUAGGAACCUCCAACUGGUCUGCAAAUUAUUUCACCCAGACUGCUGGUGUGGGGCUGGUGGUGAAUCAGACGGGCAUUGAUGUGGGAGAAGGCCAGCAGACUGUACAGAGCCAGCUGCAGGAGGUUUUCCAGAGGGACUGGAAAUCUGAAUAUGCCCGUGAGCUCUCACAUGAUGAUGUGGAACGGUGUGGUAAACACAAAGCCACAUAGGUAUAUAUGCACGCAGCGCAUAGGUAAUGGAGACAAACGCUUGCAAUUCAAAAGUCUCAAACAGGCAUUAAUGAACAUACAGGCAUCUAGAGCAUUUUGUCCAAAUAUUACUGACCAUAGCCAAUUGCAUGCUGGCUCAGCUUGAUUGCGUACUUUGAACUCUGUCCUUGGUGGUGUAAGUAGCUGUUUUUUAGUGCUGCAAAAUCAGUUUACAAGUCUGCAUUUAAUGGAACCUGGUGUUUCAGUCAGUUGUUUCAAGCCAGCAUUUUAUUUCAAAUUGAUUCUAGCCGAGAUUGUACAUAUUUCUGUUCCUUUUUUGUUUGUUUACAUUUUUGCCGUUGUGGAAUUAAAAGGA
This is a messenger RNA of Megalops cyprinoides (Indo-Pacific tarpon), 3207 nucleotides long. RefSeq names its product phospholipase D family, member 7 (gene pld7). The record is from RefSeq and is a predicted model, not a curated record. Bases 150 to 2852 code for a protein of 900 amino acids. NCBI's taxonomy places the organism in Eukaryota, Metazoa, Chordata, Actinopteri, Elopiformes, Megalopidae. The transcript has 12 exons. Gene Ontology annotation, molecular function: catalytic activity.